This is a messenger RNA of Acanthoscelides obtectus, 2198 nucleotides long. Lineage: Eukaryota; Metazoa; Arthropoda; Insecta; Coleoptera; Chrysomelidae. The record is from the annotation of a GenBank genome assembly.
AGCUUGCAUGUGAUUGGUUACUCUGGGCGAAUUGUGAUUCCUGGUGUGUAGACAAUGUUCGCACAAGAUUUGCUAUCUAUCUGUAUCCUGUUCUGUGCUGUGAUAAAAUCAACAACAAAAAGGAAAUUCCAUGGAAAGUCCCAAAAUUUCCCAUCUGUUUUAUCAUCUUUCAUUUUCACGUUUGUCAUUUGUGCUAAUUAUUAUCAAAAAUUCGAUGUGGUUGUGAACGGAAACGAGGAAAUUUCCGAAUAAUUUCGAUGCGAUCAGGAAAUCCGCCUUAUGUAAAUGAAUACCGGACCUAGGACAAACUACGGUGCCUCGUCGCAAGGGAGCAUGAAUUUUCCUCGGUCGCUACGAACCUGAACUGAAAAGCACUUGUUGUACGUAAGCUGCUCACUCCUUGAACGCUGUCCAGCAAGCGAUUAACAUACAAAAGGUGAUCAGAAAUAUAUUUAUAGAGCGAUGAAUGUUAAGUUCAAGUACUAGCGGUCGAACAUCGGGGCGCACACUAUUUACAAACACGCAGAAGAUGCGCUGGAUCGCCUAUUUAGAAGGGGGCCCUAAGCGUGUCAACCACGCUGCCGUCAACGUGGGGCACAAGAUAUACUCCUUCGGAGGGUACUGCACAGGGGAGAACUGCAAAGAUUACGCCUCGAUGGACGUACAUGUUUUGAAUACAACCACGUUUAGGUGGACACCGCAUCCUGUCAGCGAUCUGCCUUAUUUUGAAAAUGAUGAUAUACUCCCGUAUAAAAGGUAUGGUCAUACCGCAAUAGUAUAUGGAGAUAAAGUGUACAUUUGGGGUGGUCGCAACGAUCGAGCAUCAUGUUCUACUUUAUUCUGCUUUGACACAGUAUGGCACUGCUGGACAGCGCCAAAGACUACCGGAAGUGUACCGCCAGCUAGAGAUGGACAUACAGCUUGCAAAUGGAAAAACUAUAUGAUUGUAUUUGGCGGGUAUGAGGAAGAAACAGAUGCAUUUGGAAGAUCAGUUUAUUGUUUAAAUCUAGAUACAAAGCAUUGGACAUAUAUAAAUAUAACUGGUGAGGAGCCGAGUUUGCGAGAUUUCCACACUACUGUCUGUAUCGGCGAUCGCAUGUACUUGUUUGGAGGCAGAGGUACUCUGCCCUCAAGUUGGUACAUAACGCCUCAAGAACGAUAUUGCAAUCAACUUUGGUACCUCGAUUUGAAUAACUUCGUUUGGCGCAGGGUUCCGGUCUCCGGAGAUAUACCUCCAGGCAGAAGAAGUCAUUCAGCCUUUGUGUACAAAGAGAAAAUGUACAUCUUUGGCGGGUACAAUUCGGUGCAAGAGCAGCAUUUCAAUGACAUGUACCAAUUCGAUCCUGAAACGAGCGUAUGGAAAAAAUUGAAUCCUCCGGGAAAAAGACCGUGCGAAAGGCGCCGGCAAGCCUGCGUCACAGUUGGAGAUAGGGUUUUCCUUUUCGGGGGCACUAGUCCUGAACCGUCCCGUUCGUCCCACGAUCAAGACGUGGACGAUAAGCUGAUGGACCACAGCGAUAUGUACGUGCUAGAUUUCAACCCUUCCUUGAAAACGCUGUGCAUGAUCGCCGUUAGGAAAUACAAACUAGACGAAUCCGUACUGCCGCACAUCCUCAAGAUGGACAUAAUGAACAUGUUCACCCCAAAUAAAAUUACAGUAAAUCGACCGAACAAUUCUGCGGGUUGAGCAACAGUGAUAUAUACGUAAUUUAUAGACCUCAAAAUUAGCUCCUAAUGUAUAUAUGUAAUUUUUCGUUCAUACAGGAUUGUUAUGGAAAAAUUGAGCGAAGAACAACUCCGAAUUUGCAUCAAAUUAUUUGAUUAAUUUUUGUACAUACAUAGAGAAGUUAUGUUGGCAGAUUUUUUCAAAGUAUUUAUUGAAAUUUCUAUUUAUUAUUCUCCGCAAUAUACUUGAAAGUAUUAAUCAGAAAAUGAUCCGCGAUUCUAUUUUUGUCGAUUGACUGAUUUGCUUCUAUGAAUGCAAGCGUUGUUGAUUUUGGGUAUGCUAAGGCUUUUUGAUUGGUAUCUAAUUUCUGAAAACUGUAUUUUUUUUCGAAAAUAUAGAAAUUACCAGCGUGAAACAAUUUGUUCGGCCUUAGGGUGCUUCAAGAUGAUUUUCACAGAUUAUUUUAUUUUUCUAUAUACACACAACCUUUGUUAUUAUUGUGAAAUUAUUUUUAAUACAAAAUUCCAUCGUA